This is a messenger RNA of Ornithodoros turicata, 591 nucleotides long. Its product is annotated as zinc finger BED domain-containing protein 5-like. Bases 1 to 591 code for a protein of 196 amino acids. Lineage: Eukaryota; Metazoa; Arthropoda; Arachnida; Ixodida; Argasidae. The record is from RefSeq and is a predicted model, not a curated record. The transcript has a single exon.
AUGUCAAGAAACUGCAAAGCGUACCCUGCUCAAAUGACACCGUUGGCCGAAGGAUCUGUGAAAUGGCAUCGGAUACGUGAACAAGUUACUGAGCGCGUGAAGAAUGCAGAAAAGUUUGCCACUGCCGUCGACGAGAACUGCGACAUCACCGACGGUCCGCACCUUAUGGUGUUUGUGCGGUAUAUAGACUCCGGCAAGAUAGCUGAAGAAUUUCUCUGCUGCAUCGAGCUCAAAGUAGGCACUACUGGAAAGGACUUUUUCUACGCCAUCGACGACUUCUUUCAGCACCAUGAAAUCAGCUGGAACUCGUGCACAGCGGUCUGUACAGACAGGGCGAGAGCAAUGACGCGAAACAUGAAAGGAUUUCUUGGACUUGUCAAACAAGCGAACAGUGCCGUGGUAUUUACACACUGCAAGGUGUGUCGCGAGGCCCUGGCUUCAAAGUCUAUGAGAGCACCGUUAAUGAACGUACUGGACCAUGUGGUGAAGGUGGUGAACUCGAUAAAAUCAAGGCCUAAAGCUGUGCACCUGUUCAGGGCACCAAACACCUUUGGAAAAGAGUCUGUGGUCCAUGGUGGCACCACUCACUAA